Molecule: messenger RNA, 1991 nt
Organism: Oryzias melastigma (Indian medaka)
Lineage: Eukaryota; Metazoa; Chordata; Actinopteri; Beloniformes; Adrianichthyidae
Gene: otx2b
Product: orthodenticle homeobox 2b
Exons: 4
Coding region: 450-1322 (290 amino acids)
Biological process (GO): regulation of transcription by RNA polymerase II; multicellular organism development
Cellular component (GO): nucleus
Molecular function (GO): RNA polymerase II cis-regulatory region sequence-specific DNA binding; DNA-binding transcription factor activity, RNA polymerase II-specific
Source: RefSeq, a predicted model, not a curated record
AGGAGACAGACCCCAGCGCCUGCGCUCCUGCGACUCCCAUUGGCUGGCACUUUGUACAAAAUCUAACUCCAACCACUUCACUCCCAACACAGCGACAAAUCCUGAAGGCGCACAUGCAGCCUCCUCCAUCUCUCCUCCGCCGCUUCAGAUCCUGAUGAAGGCGCUCAACGCUCAACUUUUAUCUGCUCUCUUGUUCUGCUUUGAGGAGGCCUGGUCCGGUUCCUGCUCCGCUCUGUGAUCCCAUGAUAUUUAUUCGCUUUUCAUCCAGCAGGACUGCUCAUUUUCAGAGAGUUUUACGAUUUAUCUGAAGGAAACAGCACUUUCCAAACAUCCACGGUACGGUGACGGGUACACGGGAAACGCCGGGAGUGGAGGACAGCCAGAGCGCAUCAGGAGUUACAUCCAUUUUCAAAAUUUUCUCCAACUUCAACCCCCAAACAAACAUUAGCAUGAUGUCGUAUCUAAAGCAACCACCUUACACGGUCAAUGGCCUGAGCUUAACUACCUCUGGGAUGGAUCUUUUACAUCCGUCAGUGGGAUAUCCAGCUACACCACGGAAACAGAGGCGAGAAAGGACUACUUUUACGCGCGCACAGCUCGACGUGUUGGAGGCGUUGUUCGCCAAAACUCGGUACCCUGACAUCUUUAUGCGGGAAGAAGUGGCGCUGAAAAUCAAUCUUCCCGAGUCCAGAGUACAGGUCUGGUUUAAGAACAGGCGGGCAAAGUGUCGUCAGCAGCAGCAACAGCAGCAGAACGGCGGACAGAACAAGGUGCGACCCCCCAAAAAGAAAAGUUCCCCAACUAGAGAAGUGAGCUCGGAGAGCGGGGCCAGCGGUCAGUUCACGCCCCCCACCAGCACCACCACGGUCCCCGCCAUCUCCAGCAGCACCGCGCCCGUUUCCAUAUGGAGUCCGGCGUCCAUCUCUCCUCUGUCAGAUCCCUUGUCUACCUCCUCCUCCUGCAUGCAGAGGUCCUACCCCAUGACCUACACCCAGGCGUCGGGGUACAGCCAGGGCUACGCCGGCUCCACCUCCUACUUCGGGGGAAUGGACUGCUCCUCUUACCUCACUCCCAUGCACCACCAGCUCUCAGGCCCGGGCUCGACCCUCAGCCCGAUGAGCACGAACGCGGUCACAAGCCAUCUCAAUCAGUCACCGGCGUCCCUCUCCACCCAGGGCUACGGGACGUCCGGCCUGAGCUUCAACUCCACAGCAGACUGCUUGGAUUAUAAGGACCAAGCGGCGUCGUGGAAGCUGAACUUCAAUGCCGAUUGCUUGGAUUAUAAGGAUCAGACGUCCUCGUGGAAAUUCCAGGUCCUGUGAACAGAACUCGCGCACAAACUCAUGAGAACACCCGAAGAAAAACACCCGAUCAGACUGCUUCAGACGCGGGCUUGGCGCAGCAGUGGGGCUCUCUGGCGCGGGGAAUGGGGGGAGGUGGGGGCAUGGAGAUCUUUGGUUCUCCUUUAGAGGAGAGGCUUAAUUUAUUUUAGCACUGGGUUCCUUUUUUUUCUAUUUUUACAGGUUGUAGCCCCCUUUUUUAUCCACGUCUGCCUCUAUCCGGGAAAAAAGAAAAAAAAAAUCACCUGUUGAGGAAAACAUGAACUAAACACGGAACUAGAGAACACUUGGUGAUCGGGGACUUCCUCUGAGCUUCUUCUAAAGUUUGAGACACGAGGAUGGUGCGUGGACAUGGAUGCACUACUUUAUUUAAAAAUAUGUUUAUAAGGAAUCAAUAUGUAGUUUCUAAGAGACAAUCAGUGUGCGUCUUAUAUAACUGGUACAUACAUAUGUGUGUUCUUUUUUUAUCUGUGCUAGCCUUCUAAACUGUGAUCUGUUGUAUUGUAUGCAAUUUGUGAGCCGCCCCCUCCUUCCCUCACAUCAGACUUUGCUGUAAUUUUAAUAGAUUUUAAACUUUUUUUUCUUUAUAUUUUUUGUUUAUUUUUUAAUUUUAAGGAUGGAAAAAUGUUGACGAGAGAUACAUAGAAAGAA